Molecule: messenger RNA, 4090 nt
Organism: Fundulus heteroclitus (mummichog)
Lineage: Eukaryota; Metazoa; Chordata; Actinopteri; Cyprinodontiformes; Fundulidae
Product: cysteine-rich secretory protein LCCL domain-containing 1
Exons: 15
Coding region: 465-2000 (511 amino acids)
Cellular component (GO): extracellular region
Source: RefSeq, a predicted model, not a curated record
UGAUCGGCUUGUGUGCGUGUAUGAAUGUGUGUGUGUUGGCGUGUCGGAGGAGAAGAGAGAGGGAGAGAGAGAGCGGGUUGGCAGAGGGGUGGUCCGCUGCGCCGCGCGUUGCCAAGCGCACAUUUGUAGGCUAUAUAAGCGCAAAAAAACGCGCAGCCCGCGGCGCACUGAGAAAACCCGAGGAAUUCGGCAGGUACCUGCAGACAUCCAGCAGCUCCCUGUCCUGCAGCGUGAAUGUGCAGCUUGAAAGAGACCCAAUCUGCCUGAGCUCAUCAUGUCUGAUGGAUGGAUUUAAAUGCUCUCCUUAUUGGCCAGCUGUCAUUCUGCGCUGAUCUCACGGCAGACCUUCAGCAGGAAUAUUAAAUCCGGGAGAAGUCCAGAACGCUUUAGGACAAAGAAAAAAAAAAAACGCAUUGCUGUUUUUAAACAAACGUCCCUCCUGCAGCAUCAGUCCCCCUUUCAUCAUGAGGAGGUCGAUUCCUUUAUCUUGCUGGGUUAGAGCUGCUGGCCUGAUCUUUUGCCUGGCCCAGAGCGCUGUGACCAUGGCCCUGGCCAACUCCACCCGGCUCGACUCGAUCCUGGACAAGUAUAAGGGAAAGGACGGCGAGUGGUGGAGGGCAAGGUCGAGGGGGAAGAGGGCCAUCAGCGAGGAAGACAAGCACCUGAUCCUGGACCUGCACAACAAGCUGCGGGGCCAGGUCUACCCUCCUGCCUCCAACAUGGAGUACUUGGUAUGGGAUUAUGAGUUAGAGAGGAGCGCAGAACACUGGGCGCAUACCUGCCGAUGGGAGCAUGGGCCAAGCCACAUGUUGACACAAAUAGGGCAAAAUCUUGGAGCUCACUGGGGCAGAGACAGACCCCCAACCUACCAUGUCCAGGCCUGGUAUGAUGAGGUCAGGUACUACAGUUAUCCAUAUUCCCAGGAGUGUAAUCCACACUGUCCAUUCAGAUGUUCUGGGCCUGUAUGCACUCACUACACUCAGUUGGUGUGGGCCACCAGCAAUCGUAUCGGUUGUGCCAUCAACAUCUGUUACAACAUGAACGUUUGGGGGAUGAUCUGGGCAAAAGCAGUUUAUCUGGUCUGUAACUACUCUCCACCGGGAAACUGGUGGGGCCAUGCUCCAUACAAAUACGGCACACCUUGUUCUGCAUGUCCCGCAAGCUAUGGCGGUGGCUGCAGAAACAACUUAUGCUACAAAGAGGGUGGUGUUGAAAGGCAUCCAGCUCCAGAAACCGAGGAGAACAACUACAUUGAGCCAGAACCAGAACCAGCAAGAGACAGAGAGCCCCAGCCGAGGGCCCAGGCACCAAAUCCAUCGCCGAAUGAGAACACUGAGAGAAACCAGGCUGUCAGCACAGAGCAGAUGUCCCAACAGGUUGAAUGCGAGACCAAGCUAAGAGAUCAAUGCAAGGGAACAACCUGUAACAGAUAUGAAUGUCCGCCUGGUUGUUUGGAGCGGCCUGGAAAAGUAGUUGGGACUGCUCACUAUGAUAUGCAAUCCAGUGUCUGUGGAGCUGGGCUACACUCUGGAGUCAUUGACAACGAUGGAGGAUGGCUGGAUGUGACCCGACUGGGCAGAAAACAACUUUUUACCAAAUCAUACAAGAAUGGUAUCCAAUCUAUUGGGAAAAACAGAAGUGCCAAUUCGUUCAAAGUGGAGUCAGUGCCUGUAAAGGCAGUAAGAUGUGAUACAACAGUGGCCCUUUUCUGUCCUUUCAAGAAGCCCACUCGACACUGUCCCAGGUUGUAUUGCCCCAGGAACUGUUUAGAUGACAGUCGAGCUCGAAUCAUUGGAACAAAGUACUAUUCAGAUAAAUCCAGCAUCUGCAGAGCAGCCAUUCACGCAGGAGUAAUCCGGAGUGAGUCAGGAGGUUACCUUGAUGUAAUGCCGGUGGACAAGCGGCGGCACUACAUCGGCAGUUACCAGAACGGGAUUACUUCUGAGAGCCUACUGAACCCCACAGGAGGAAAAGCCUUCAGAGUUUUUGCAGUCAUCUGAGAAAAAGGCCUUUAAAGGACAAAGUACCAAAGAUCAUAUUUGAGAAGCCCACCCACCAUGAAAUAACAACCCAUAAUUUUGUCCGGGAGUAAAUCAUUCAACUUGCCUGACUCGAACGCUGAACGUUUUACAUGUAUUUAUUUCAAGGAUUUGCUUGUUUCUUAGCUCAUCGGCGAAAUGCUGUCCAGUCAGCCUUUGCCAGAGGAUUUUUGAGAAUUAUAGUUCUCGUCCUUUGGCCUGAGCUUUAGGAGUUAACCACAGAAUGCACGUGCCUGCAGUGCAUUUUUGGCUGCCAUGAUAUCAUGACAUAAUGCUUUUUAACACUUUAAAAUAAAUAUUACCUAACCAGACAUCUGAACCAUUCCAACAUGUAAUUUCAGAGCUUGAAGGUUAGAGUCUGAUGUCACCACUUUCAGUUGGGUAAUGCCAAGGGUCUUUAAGCCCUUUCCCAUACAGGGAAUAACUAAAUAAGGAAAGGAUGAUACAACUGGGAUUAAAAUAAGAUGUGUGGUUACAAAACAAAUUGGAGUUUGAGUUUCUUUUAAAUCAGAAUCAAACGUAAAAUGCCAUUAGAAUGAGACUGGGAGGUUACCCACAGCCCACGCAGUUCUGGUCCACAUGGUCAUGAAGGUCAUACAAACCUUUGGCUUUUAAUGACUUAUUUGAUGCGUUAUUUGUCCAUGCAGUGAUUGUCACACAAUGUACAAAUUCUGAUUUUAAAACAAGACUUUAAUACACACUGGCUAUAAUGUAUACAAUAAUUCUUUAUUAAUAUUUGGUCUCAAGAUCCUUAGCAAGUUACACCACUAUCACGCACUUCAUGCUAUCAACAAGCUUGUGGCAAAUCUGGUUGGAUAAUAGAUCAAUAUUUUUUAGAGUAUUGCAUUUUUUUUGUGUUCCUGGCAUUGAUUUGGGAAAGUCUUAGCCUGGCCAAGCAAACUAACUCAGGCAGUAUACAGUUCUUAUCAGUCCGAUUAAGGAGCUGGUAGAGCUCAAUUUCGAAGGCGGGACUAACAGGGUCAGCGUCAUCGGAUUAGAACCAAUCGGAAAAACUACGGAUGUGACGCAUUAAAAUUCCAAGCGAUGGACUCUGUUUUUUUUUUUUUUCAAUUUGUAGUCCGUGAAAAAUAUCAUGUUAUCAAGCAGACCCUCCAGGGAACAAUUGUUUGCCGCUUUUGUCUAAAAAAAUCAGAGGUUACAUGUUGUACUCACAUGCACUUCCUUAAUCUUUCAAGGAUUUAAACAUCUAAAACGGUGGCGGUUUCAUCAUACUGUGGGCUGUUCCAUCCCAACAGGGGCAUUGUUUACUUCAAAUCAGGAGGAUUUGAAGUGAAGUUGUGUCCAAGUCUGUCCAUGUUUAUGUGUCCAUAAACAUGGACAGACUUGGAUGUUUCAGCCUCUGGAAGUAGCAGACUAACAUUAAGAUUCUGGAUUAGCCAUAAUCUCAACCCAGGGUUAAGCGUAUUGAUUAUGGUUAAAAGCUAAAUCCAUGGCAGGAAGCAAAAUGAAUGGUCAAAUAUCCAGCCGGAGUUAUACCAAAAGUGUGUUGAUGGGAAAAAGUGCCUAGGAUAGGUGCAAUUUCUAAGGAACAUUUAUCCAAAUAUUGAAAGGGUUGUAUAUACAGAUUUUAGCCUGGCUGGAAAAGGGUGAUGAAAAAAAACAUUAGAAGUCCUCAAUUAAUACAAUUUCAGGUCAAUAUUGAGUAUAUCUAAACUUCUGACUGGCAGAGUAUAUCAAUAAAGUAAUAUAUGCACUCAAAUAUUUUAAAUAUUUCUCAUGGUAUUCAUUGUUGCCUCGUUAUCUCCAUGCUAAGAUUGUCUGUCAUCUUAAAUAGUGUUUAACCUCUCUACAUUGAACACAUGGUUACAGUGAUAGGCUGCUGUACGGAAACAUUCGUAUCGUGGCAUUAAAAUGUACACUGUAUAUUUUUGUACAUAGCAUUGUUGUACAUAAUACUUCAAAAUUAAUGCUUUUGUUUAUUUCUGUUUACAUUUUUCCAAGUUUUUGGAGGCUGUACAAAUAAAAAAGUACAAAAUGAUAAAAGAUAAAACAGCUUUUCCACGCAAAGUUAUAUAUUUCCUACUUAUGCU